UCUGGAUCCAAGCAUGCGCCGUGACCCUGAACUCGCAUUCUCAUCCCUUAUUAUUACCAUCCCUUACACCUCACCGUUCCCUGUCGGUCUCGCUCGCGUUUCUCACCCCAACCAAAUCCUUCUCGUCCUUGCCGCCUUAUAAAACCCUAAGGCUCUUCCUCUACUCUAUUUGUCUUGCCCGAUAAUUCCCUAUCAUAUCAAAUCCAUGAACUAGUCAGAUACUGAAGUCAAGUUUUGGGCAACUAAGUUUGAAUGCUUGGGUUCACAUUUUCUUCUUGCAUAUUAAUGAGUCAAAGCUUCAAUCUCUUGGAGUUGGAUGAUUGACAUCCAAGCUGAACUUUUGAAAGAAUUAGAUCUUGCUGGAUUAGUCUGCUCUUGCAACAACUCAUAAACUCAGCCACUGUUUAAACUUCCAUUAGAUGGAUCGACGUGAUACUUCUGGCUUUGUCAGUGGGGGUGCAUCGUACUCUUACAUCUAACAUCUAACCGUAAUUCUGUAGAGAUAGGUAUAUAGUUAUAUAAUUAUUCACCCUGAAGUCAGGCAGGCUGUUCUGUAUAAAUUGAUUAGAGUUAGUUAUUAGUUCUGCAAUUGAUUUAUGGACGGGAGGUUCCAGAACUUGGGUUUGUCUGCUAAUCAUUCUCUUAAUGCAUUUAAUAUUUUGGGAAACUCUAUGCAAGUUGAUGGAGUUGGAGUGGAUUAUGGCACAGACACCAUCCUACGACUUGAUUCCCCUUGUUCUUCAGUUCCCUAUAUGUCCUCCUCAAAGGGAACAAAAAGAAAGUGGGAGUUAAUGGAUAGAUGCACGGGCCAGAGCAUUGGCUCUUCUUUGUCUCUUGGGCUUGGGCGUUCAACAAGUUCUUCAGACAGCAAGGGAAGUUCAGCUACUGCUUGCACGGCUAUGUCUUCAGCCAAAGAAAUUGAUGAGGAAUCCUCUAUGGAUAUUGAGCUGGACUUUACACUUCAUCUUGGUUCUGAAAAGGCACAGAGUCUGAAAAAACCUGCUGCUUCAAAUUUGAAGACCUUGCAAUUGCAGCCCAAGGUUGAUUUGGAGUUGAGCCUUUCCACUGGACCCUCCGAGUCUGACAUUACUAGUGUUCAUCCAAGCCCCUUGCCUCUUCCAUUGAGCAUGGAGAUGCCAUUAGCAUUAAGUGGGGCACAAAAUGCAGAUGAGGGAUCAACUUCUUGCAGUUGGAAGGAAGGAAUUGUUUUACCAUCAUUGAAGACUUCCUUUAAUACAGGCACUAGCUUCAUUUCAACUCAUGCUUCAAGGGAAUUCAGCCAGAAUCCCUUUGUUUUGGACCUCCCAUCAAAUACACCAAGUGCAGUCACCUGUACUUCUGGGGUAACGCAGCAGCAACAGACACAUCAUCGCAGUAGUAGUUCUAAGACAUGUCAAGUUGAGGGAUGUGGAAAAGGAGCCAGGGGUGCUUCUGGACGUUGUAUAUCUCAUGGUGGGGGUAGGCGGUGUCAGAAACCUGGUUGCCACAAAGGAGCUGAGGGUCGGACUGUGUACUGCAAGGCCCAUGGGGGUGGCAGGAGAUGUGAAUUCCUUGGUUGCACGAAGAGUGCGGAAGGGCGUACAGAUUUUUGUAUUGCUCAUGGUGGUGGCCGGAGAUGCAGUCAUGAGGGUUGUACUCGAGCUGCUAGAGGAAAAUCAGGAUUGUGUAUCCGGCAUGGUGGUGGCAAAAGAUGCCAGAGAGAAAAUUGCACCAAGAGUGCAGAAGGACUAUCAGGUCUUUGCAUUUCUCACGGUGGAGGUCGUCGAUGCCAAGCUCCUGGAUGCACAAAGGGUGCCCAAGGGAGCACAAUGUUCUGCAAAGCACAUGGUGGGGGAAAACGGUGUACUGCUCCAGGGUGCACUAAGGGUGCUGAAGGGAGCACCCCCUUUUGCAAGGGCCACGGUGGAGGAAAGCGAUGUGCAUACCAAGGUGGUGGGAUUUGUACUAAAAGUGUGCAUGGGGGCACCAACUUCUGUGUGGCACAUGGGGGUGGAAAGAGAUGUGCUGUGCCAGAGUGCACCAAGAGUGCUAGGGGACGGACUGAUUAUUGUGUGAGACAUGGGGGAGGCAAGAGGUGCAAGUUUGAAGCGUGUGGAAAGAGUGCGCAAGGGAGCACUGAUUUUUGCAAGGCACAUGGUGGGGGGAAGAGAUGCUCCUGGGGCCAUCCUGGGUCAGAAUAUAGCAACCAGCCUGGCGGCCCUUGUAACUCAUUUGCAAGGGGCAAAACAGGUCUCUGUGCACUUCAUAAUGGACUGGUGCAGGAUAAGAGGGUUCACGGUGGUGUUUCCUUGGGAUCAGUUCAGGAUCCUCAUGUUAGUAAACCAGAUGAACUAAAGCAGGUAGUUACUGUCAGAGACAUGGAUAUGAAUUUGAAAAAAGUGGAAACUGCUGCUGUGAGUGCUCGUGUCUCAGCCGGUGAAGGUAGCCACUUGCCAAUGUCAGUUGCUGUUCCUGAAGGUAGGGUGCAUGGUGGGAGUCUGUUGGCAAUGCUGGCGGGGAGUUCUGGCCUUGGUUCAACUAGCAGAAGAGGUUUGGUUAGUGAUCCAUCUGAGCUAGUUAAACCUUACGUUUGGCGACAGAGUUGGAUCUAAAGGCUUGUUGUUGCUAUUGGUCUUUAAAGUUGGCAAAUUUCAUGGCGUGUAUGCUCCCUUUUAUGUUUGAUCAUUGAUCAUUGGUGGUUAUUCUAUCAACCUUGGCGGUGGGAGGACUCCGAAGUUGCUGGCAUUCUUAUGGAGGGAACAGUGUCAAAGUAGGAUAUUUAUUGUACUUCAAUUUGGUAUUUGGCGUUUGUUUGCUCAUCCUUUGUACAUAUAAUAUUUGAUAAAACGUUCUGUUGGUGUGCUAUGUAUUCUACAUGGAAUAAAAGCCUUUUCCUAAAA
Messenger RNA from Prosopis cineraria, 2879 nucleotides. RefSeq lists its product as uncharacterized. The record is from RefSeq and is a predicted model, not a curated record. Lineage: Eukaryota; Viridiplantae; Streptophyta; Magnoliopsida; Fabales; Fabaceae. The transcript is spliced from 3 exons. The coding region runs from base 597 to 2591 and encodes 664 amino acids.